AUGAUUCUCUAUAUUGAAAAAGAAAUUUUAUUAGAUACUCAUUGUCAAGAUCUAUAUUUAUGUGAUACUGGAGUAAAUAAUGAAUAUUUAGUAACUUCACCUAUUGAUCAAUGUUCUUGUAAAAAACAACAAGCAAUACUGUGUAAAUAUGAUCAUGAUCUAUGUCAAAAUCGUUGUUUAUCAGAACAAAAAUUGUAUAUAAAACAAAAUAAUGAAUCCAAUGAAAUACUAAUUAAUAAUCAUUCAACAAAUGUUAUUUUACUCGAAAAAAAUGAAUUAGAAUAUAAUUCUGAAAUUGUUUAUAUAUGUGAUAGAAAUAAUCUACCAAAACCAAUACUUGAACAUUUAAAUAAUAAAUUAACUUAUACUAAAAAUAAUUCAACAACUGAUGUAUUAAUUUCUCAAACAGCAAUUUGUGAUUUUCUAUUGAAACAUAGUAUGUUAGUUCAAAAUGCUUAUGGAAUGUAUUUAAAAUUUCAACAAGCAAGACAUAAUCCAUUUCAAUUGAGACGUCAUGCUAAUAUAGGUUAUUUAUUAGCAAAUAUUUUUGUUGGAAUUCUCUGUUCAUUUAUUCUCUUUGGAAAUUUUGAUUUAAAUCGUUUAAUUUCAAAUGAAAUUUUAAUACAAACUCAAAAUUUAACAACAUGGAUUAAAUCAAUCAUUGAAUGGCUUAUGCAUGCACCAGUUGGUUUGAAAUUAAAUCAACCAUUAGUUGAUUUUCUAGCGAGAUUUUAUUUCUAUCAUAUUUAUCUUUGGUCGGGAUAUCUCGAAGCUUUAGUUAUUACUGUAUUACCAUAUUUAUAUCAAUUAAUGUUUAUUCUAUGCUUUUUUGGAAUAUCAUUAGUUAUUGGAGCAAUAUGUGAUUUUAUACGUUUAUUAACAAUACAUCUUUAUUGUUUUUAUAUUUAUGCUGCAAGAUUAUUUAAUUGGCAAAUUCGUUUAUUAAUAAAUCUUUUUCGUUUAUUUUGUGGAAAAAAACAAAAUCCAUUAAGAAAUUAUCGACUUGAUUCACAUCUAUGUGAUAUUGAUCAAUUAUUUAUUGUAACAUUAUCAUUUACAAUUCUUCUCUUUUUAUUACCAUCAAUAUUUAUGUAUUAUGCAGUUUUUACUUCAAUUUGGACAGUUACAGUAUUGACUGUUAAAAUCAUUCAAUAUAUCGGGCAAUUUCUUUUACAGAUACCUGUUUAUGAAUUUUAUUUAUGGCUUAUGGGAUCAAGAAUUAUACGCGGUACACCAAGAUUAUCCAUCAAUUAUGGUUAUUCAACUGAUAAUACUGUUUGUUUUAAUUUUCAUUUUGAUCCUGUAUCAUUUUUUACAUUAUAUCAUGUUUGUAAUAUUCAUUCAUCAUUAUCAUUGAUAUCAUUUAGUAAACUUUUUCUUACUAUUCUUAAAGGACAACCAAUGGUUUAA
Messenger RNA from Adineta steineri, 1410 nucleotides. The record is from the annotation of a GenBank genome assembly. Lineage: Eukaryota; Metazoa; Rotifera; Eurotatoria; Adinetida; Adinetidae.